This is a messenger RNA of Suillus paluster, 1249 nucleotides long. RefSeq lists its product as uncharacterized. The transcript has 5 exons. Lineage: Eukaryota; Fungi; Basidiomycota; Agaricomycetes; Boletales; Suillaceae. The record is from RefSeq and is a predicted model, not a curated record. Bases 193 to 1056 code for a protein of 287 amino acids.
ACAAAUCAUUGCUGUAUAGGACACUCUUUAAUCUUUCUCGGCACUUCUCGCUGCCUGUCUGAUAGGCUCAACCUCGACUCCUAUAGUACUUGCGGUUUAUUGACCCUCUCCGAGUCCAGGUCAUAACCUGGUGGAUUAUAAGCGGCGCCACCAUCCAUGCAACACAGUCUGACCAUCUCAAAUUAAAACCGCAUGUCUCCCGCCGCAGCGAGUAGUGCGCUUAAAGCAGAGAUGACUGCAAUGCAGAACGGCGACAGAACUCAUGGUGAUACUCAGGGGAAUUCAAACAGCCGCGAAAUGAAAGAGGAACCGAUGAUCAUCCCCGCUCAGAAUCACAGGCAGGACAAAUCCAUGGAUCUAAGGGAAGGCUCCCGUCAUAGCAUUACCUUUGAUUCCGAGGACGAGGACUAUCACGAGAGUACCAUCGAUUUCCUACGUCGUUCUAAACAAAGACGUUUCUCUGCCGACGGACCUCGACCCUAUUUAACAGUGUCCGGAGAUGACUUUCAGGGUCCUAGUGACCGUUCCAGCCCACGCGUCCACUUUCACUCUCGUGUACGAAUAACUGCUGGUGUGCGUGGACACAGACGGCUUUCUGAUGGACUGCCGUCUGCUGCAUCGUCAAUAUCGGGUUCGCCUUGUUCAUCCAUUUCUGCACCGUUGCGCUCUCCGAAUGCCGCAAGUUCGAAAGGAUGGGGCCCACUAGGGCAGCGAGUGAGUAUUCUGGCAUCACAAAGCUAUGCUUCGGAGCCAUCAUUACCCACUGGUCGGCGGAAAACACGACCCAAAAUCAAGCCGUCGGAACCGCAUCACAGUCCUGUGAAUGAACACACCCCACUCUUACGAUCCCCUUGCAGGUACUCGUAUGCAAGAGGGUAUAACGAAGAUGACGUGGUGGAUGAAGACGUGGAGAGGGAGCGUGAGCGGCGAGAACGUGUGAUAGAUGAAACCUUCGGCAAGUGGCCAGGGAGACUAUUGAACCGCCACUGGUGGUGGUGGCAACUUGAGCCACUUGUUUGCUGUCUCUGUGUUGAUUGCACUGACGUCGAGGAUUGACAUCAAAACUCCGCGCGAAAUCUCUUGUUCUCACUCAAGCAUGUCAAUAUGUUGGCAUACCCUUUGCUUUAGUGCUACUUUCGGUCCAUCUACAGACUACCUUGUAUACUAGCAUCACAUUAUAUCCAAUAUAUGCUUGUUGAAAGAUAUUGGUCUAUAUCCGCUAUCGAGAUCCUUGUUCUAUUAUUAUCAU